This is a messenger RNA of Cephus cinctus (wheat stem sawfly), 1443 nucleotides long. RefSeq names its product zinc finger MYND domain-containing protein 10 (gene Zmynd10). Gene Ontology annotation, cellular component: cytoplasm; centriolar satellite. Lineage: Eukaryota; Metazoa; Arthropoda; Insecta; Hymenoptera; Cephidae. The transcript has 8 exons. Gene Ontology annotation, biological process: inner dynein arm assembly; outer dynein arm assembly; motile cilium assembly. Bases 181 to 1350 code for a protein of 389 amino acids. The record is from RefSeq and is a predicted model, not a curated record.
GCAUUUCUGUGGUUUAUGAAAGUGUUGAAAUGGCAGAACAAUUAGAAUAUGUUAUAAGUCCAUGGGAAGUUGAAACUUGUAUAGAAAAUCUGCAAACCUCUGACAUUAACGAUUUUGACACAAAGUACUAGUUAAUUAGUGAAACGUAAUUGCAGUUGGUUCGAAUUUCACAAGAAAAUAAUGUUGCUUAAUCAACAGAGCAUUUUAGAAAUUAAUGCAAUGCGUGAAGAGACUGUUAAGGAGUGGUUCAUAACAUUUAAAAAGAUAACUGUUCUCAUAUAUGAAGCAAUCCAAAUCGAUAUAUGGAAACAGAAAGUGUUUCCAAUAUUGAUAGAGAUUAAUGAAGAACCAACCAAUACUUUUUUACUCUAUAGUAUAUUCUAUCACGAAUCACUUGCCACUUCAUUAUUGGAAAAUGUUCUAUUUCACUCCAAUAGUGCAGAUGCAAUAGAUGAUUCUGCAUUAGAUUUAGUUGAUUAUGCAGUAAAUAAAGUAACUACACUUUUUGUUUCUAAUGACACAGACCUCCAAAAGAACCCUAAUGAAUCUAACACAUGCCUGGAGGAAUUACUUAAAAGAAAAUUUGAAUUGGAAUUUGACAUUGCAAUGAAAUGUAUUUCCAUAUUACGCUACUUAGCAGAAUUUUUAGAUAAUUUACCACUUUGUGUACUUUCUCGAAUGCUUACAACGCACGAUGUACCCUAUUUAUUAUGUAAACUUAUUGAAAAGAAGCCAUGGAAAAAGGAAAACGAAAAUGGAGAAAGUAUGAUAUACAAUGGUAAGUGGGAAAUCAUAAAUCUAAAUGAUGCAGAACGAAUUUCUAAGAUUGAAGGACAAGCAUGGAUCGGAUUGCGUGAACUGUUGCUCAAUCCAAAAUGUGUUCCUUAUUAUGAGAUUAAUGACUUUAGAAUGUCCGAAUUAUUUAAGUUGCAAAAAUACUUACAUGAAUAUAUACUUGAUCAAAUUUCUCCACUUAUUGAUUUAAGAAGAUGGCUGAUGCAAUUAAGCCUCUCAGCUGCAGCAACGACUGACCAAAAAACAAUCAAUAUAGAAUUGAUGUCACAGAUAAGAUCAUCAAUUUUGGAGAAGUACCAUAAAAAAUGGAAAAAACUUGCAAGAAGUCAAUCCAAUUAUUUGUUCACUGAGAACAUACAAUAUAUUAGGCACAUAGCUCAAAUUUUGAGUGAAGCGUACAAUUUGGAUAAACUCGAUUAUCUUGAAAUGCGAAAGUGUUUUGGUUGUAAUGAACCCGCUAAAAAACGAUGUUCCAAGUGUAAGACAGCUUGGUAUUGUAGCAGAGAAUGUCAAGUCAAAGAUUGGAUCAAUCAUAAAAUUAAUUGUAUACAAUAAUCAUGAAAUAGAAACUAUUAUUAAACCAUAUCUUUUUUUAUAGUCUUUGUAGUGAAAUAUAAAUAACAAAAAUAAAGAGUAAAUAGUAUUGGA